AUGGACGAUGCCGAUUUCGAUCAAGUACCUCAAAUCUUAUUCAGUGAUGUAUCCAGUCUCAAAAAAAGAGGCUGCCCUGGAACUCUUAUUCCGUUGACGCAUGACACACGUGCUGUUCUAUGUGGUAAUAAUUCAAGCGAAGUCAUUGUUGUUGCGACUCGAUUCGGGCAUGGCAGAUGUUUGGUAUUUGCACACUGUGAUUAUCCGAACAUAUUCCUCAACGUUGAAUCCGAAGAUCAAAAUUUUAUCGACAAUUGUCGACAAUGGCUUGCUCGAGGAGAAAACGCACAAUUCGAAUCGAUUGAUGAAGUCAGUUCGAUGAACGAUGUACAAUUUAAUAGAAAAAUUCUUGUUUGGAAUGGACAUUGUACAAAAGACGAUGCAUUUAUGAACGAUCUGUGUGCCUAUUUGCAACAAGGUGGUGCACUCAUUUGUGGAUCAGUUGCAUGGGGUUGGUUGCAAAUAAAUAAGGGAAAAUUUCUUUCAGAUUUUCCAUUCGCUCGUUUUUGUGAUUAUAUUGGUGUUAAACUAACUGACAAUUACACCAAUUGUCCAGAUCCGAUUCUGUUUCGACCUGAAUUGAUCAAAUUCAAAAAUAUCUAUCAUGUCACCCAAGAACUUGCCAAUGAUCCGAAUAAUAUCACAAAGUUGGCUAUCAUCGGAUCGGCUAUUAAAGAAUUAGGCGAUACUUUGCCUAAUGUAGCAGUCAAAACACUGCAGAAUAUUGUUCUCAAUGCCGGUAGUGAAGUAGUACCAGCGAGUAAUUGUCCGAUUCAGGAUAAAUGCUGUCGUGAACAAUCAAUUGGUUUAUGUGGUAUUCUAUGUGGAUUACCCGGUAUCACAGCGCCUGGUGUCAAGAAUUUUCCUGGUGAUUUUGAUCAGUCACCCCGUAUCGAAACGGAUGUUAUAUGUCAUAUGGAAUCAAAUGUCAAAGAAUGGUAUUGCACAGGAUACUACGUCGCUGCUGGUAUCACGAUACAAAUCGAUCUAGUAGAACAAGAAGGUGCAACUGGAUGGUCUGCCCAUAUCGGUUGUCAUAGUGAUAAUCUUGGGAGCUGUAGUGAAUUGCGUCGAUGGCCAUGUAUUUCAAUGUGUAAACCAUUGAUUGGUAUUAGUGUUCGAAUGAGCUCUGCUUUUGGUGGUCUUCUAUUUCUACAAAGUCCGGAUGGUGAAUCGAAUUCGAUUACUGUUUGUCUUCAUCACGUUGUUUUAACACCAACUUAUGAUCUUACGGAUCCAGAUCGAGAAACAGCAUGGCAAGAUCGACAUCAAUACGACGGUCUCUGGGCUGAUAUUGCCGGCAAACAUAUUGUCUUUAAUCUUCCUUCAAAAAGUAUACGUGAUUUAGAUAGUACUCAAUUAGAUCAAGCACUUCAGUUCUGGGACACUGUCGUACUUGCUCAUCAUGAAUUACGCGGUACAACACCGAAAAAACGUGAACGUAUUGUUUGUGACGAACAACCAUCAGUUGGCUAUAUGCGUAAGAAUAUUCCAUUUGAAAAUUUCUCUUGUUCAAUCGUUUCUACGACUGUUUCAGAUAGCGGUUAUCCGAUUGUGACACAUUUGGACGUAUCUGAUCCAAACGGGAAUGGUUUCCUAUUGAAUGGUCCAGCACUGGAAAGAAACGGUUCCUGGGGUCUUUUUCAUGAAUUAGGCCAUAAUAUGCAACGAGAUUGGUGGACAUUUGCUGGUACCAUUGAAGUGACUGUGAAUAUUUUUACUCUACACGCCAUGCAUACCGUGUGUCAUCUACGACCAUGGCUUCAUUCAUGGCUCCAGAAUGAAAUAACGAUUGCAAAAAAAUAUAUUGAAAAUGGAUCGAAAUUCAAUGAAUGGAAAGAAUCUCCUGGUAUUGCUCUAUUUGUUUAUGCACAACUUGCGCGAGAAUACGGUUGGGACAAUUUCAAGGCUGUCUUUCAUCAAUACGAACAAACUCAACCAGAUCUUCAUAACGAUCAAGAAAAAAUGGACCGUUGGAUCGAAACAUUUUCGCGUCAAGUUGGCUAUAAUUUAAUUCCAUUAUUCAAAUUCUGGGGUUUUCCUGUUUCGCAAUCGACGAUCGAUGCUCUGCGAAAUUUGGAGAUCGCAAUGAUUGUCGAUGAAUUCAUUGAAAUGGCACCGGAACGCUAUCAAAUCUAA
Molecule: messenger RNA, 2139 nt
Organism: Rotaria sp. Silwood1
Lineage: Eukaryota; Metazoa; Rotifera; Eurotatoria; Philodinida; Philodinidae
Source: the annotation of a GenBank genome assembly